AUGUUCCCAUCACAUUUCCAUACAUAUCCGUAUAAUGUCUUCUCGAAUAAAAGUACAAUUGCUCAUCCAAAGACAGGUCUCUUUCUUGAUUAUGUUGGACAAUAUAUUCCACCUGACGAAAUCGUCCAUACAUCGGCGAUAUUCCCAAUGACCACAACUACUUGUCAUUUUCUGCCCUUGUCGGCUGCGAAACUCAUCUCUUCCUGCAAUAUUACCAGACGAAGAACUAAACGCUUGAUCGAUCCCAUUACUUUAGGUACUGCAUCUAUAAGUCUUGCUCUGUCAGUAGCAAAUUCGGCACUAAUUGCAAAACUGUUCGAGCAAAUGGCAGUUGUUAAGAACUCUAUAUCAUCAUUAUCUCAAAAAGUAGAACUAUAUGGAGCACAACUAGUAAAAAUUACAUCAAGAAAUAUAGAAAUUAUUGAAGAGCUUCACUCAACACAAAAAGCUCUUAACGACAUAAUGCCUGUUUUGAAGUCACAUUCCGAGGCCAUUCAUCUUCUUAAAAUGGAUCUCGAACGACUAAAUGUUCAGUUUCGACACUCGUUUCUUUAUUCAGCAAUAUCUCAAAUAUAUCGAAACGAGCUAACACUCAGCUUUUUGUCGCCAGAUGAUAUGCAUAAAGUGGUAGAUCAUGUCAUCCAACAAGGAAAUCUAACAUUUAAUUCACAUCCUGAAUCACUUCCAGUCGUCGAAAUUAUCACUAAACUUCUUGUUCAGCAACAUAUAGAUUUUAUUCCUAGUUCACAGUAUAUGAGCGAUGGUUUAGACGGAACAGACGAUCCAGACGAAAUCGGACGUCUCAUCAUUACUAGCUAUUUCGCGGUCCCAAAACAGGCACAAGCACUUUUCCAUAUAUACAAAUUAGUGACAAUUCCCUUCUAUUAUGCCGAUGAAGUAAUCGAACUCGUUCAGAUACCUCGAUACUGGGGCAUUGAUUUAAUAAAUAAUACCACUAUGGAAUGGCAUGAUAGUGAAGUAUCUGGUUGCAAUCUUGAGCUAAUGACAUCAUGUCGUGAUAAUCCACCUAUCCGAACGAUCUCCAAAGAUACUUGUUUGGAUGAAAUCAUAGAAAAUCUUCCUCUAUCUAAAUGUCAAACAACACAGGCUCCUGCUGAUAAAUAUUUUAUCCGACAGUUAAGAGAUAAUCUUUGGAUUACUUCAUCAUCUAAACCAAUACAUUGUGUGAGAAUGUCACGAAACAGAUAUUUCAAUCCAACGCAACAAAUCUCGAAUAUUAAUGAGGAAAUAAUACUUCCACCUGUGGCUAUUGUAAAUGUAACUGAAGGUUAUAUAAUUGCGUGCCCAGGCUUCACUUUAGUAGGCCGUCCUGUAACUCCCAAUCUCUCUUCACUUGUUUUAUUACAAGAUAAUGGUAUAUUUACUAAAAAUAUCUCUGUUAUAAAUGUUCAUCAACACAUAACAGAAAAUAUGACAUGGUUCAAAAAGAAUGUAGCCGAACAGGAAAGGCAGGCUUUUAUAGAAUUUAUAAACCAAAAGAAUACUCUCUCGAGGUCUCAUGUCCCUAUCUCUACUGAUAUUGGACCUUUCGGUGCUUUAAGUUUCAACUGGAUUCUUAUUGGAUUAGCUGUUUUAGCGUACUAUAUUUAUCGACGCAAACGAUCAAAUACCUCAACAGAUCAUUCAGUUAUUUUUGCUCUCUAA
This is a messenger RNA of Adineta ricciae, 1665 nucleotides long. The record is from the annotation of a GenBank genome assembly. NCBI's taxonomy places the organism in Eukaryota, Metazoa, Rotifera, Eurotatoria, Adinetida, Adinetidae.